Drosophila willistoni is the source of this 930-nucleotide messenger RNA. RefSeq lists its product as uncharacterized. Lineage: Eukaryota; Metazoa; Arthropoda; Insecta; Diptera; Drosophilidae. Bases 115 to 660 code for a protein of 181 amino acids. The transcript has 3 exons. The record is from RefSeq and is a predicted model, not a curated record.
AGCUGCACAACCAUCUCCAAUUGCAUGAGACCCCGAUAAACAAAGAAAAAAAAGAACAGAUUGAAAACAUUUAUUACUUGAGAUUAGUCCAAAGUGUUGAUUCGUUGCGACAAGAUGUACAAGGGUUUGGCUUUUGCCUCUGGCCUCUUGGCUUUCUGUGGCUUUAUUACCUGCUUUGGGGCCUUUCACAUGCUCAACAAAAUUGUCCACAUCAAUGGAAAUGAUAUUUUGGCAAUGCAUGAGGAGAAUGUGAAACUCUCAAGCGAUUACAGUGAUUGCCACAAUGCCUAUAUAUUGGAUGAUUUGGAUAAUUUACAUCUCACUCGGCUGGAAUUAUUCUACAUGAAGUGGUCGGUGGUGUUGAGCAUUUUAUAUUCAUUCGCCGUCAUGAUACUGAUUAGGGUCAAGUAUUUAAGCAAUUUCGAUAUCAAUUUCAUCACAUCCAAUACGAUGAUGCUUGUGGGUGCCUUGCUAACUAUGGUCCUAGUGAUUGCCACUUGCCGACUGAAUGAGCUUACACUCUUCAUUGAGGACUGGUGCAAUGAUGUCCUUGUCUAUAACAUGUUCUUUAUAGCACUCAACACAUCGGUGGCUGUUGUAUUCUUUCUCAUUCCCUCGUGCCAGUAUUACUUUGAAUUAGCCAAGAAUCAAGCAUUCUGAUCUAAUCAAAGAUUAUUUAUAUUAGUUUGCUUUAAUCAUUGUAAUUUUAUAAUCAGUCCAAGCUGCCACAAAGAAAAUCAAUCCAUUAAUAUUCUUAUCUACUCUGUCUACAGUCUGAGGUAUAUGUAUAUUCAAGUUAAAGUUAUAUUUUACUUUCUUUUAUUCAAAUUAAAAUGUAUUUAAAAAAAAAAAGAAGCUAUCCCUACCUAAUUUAAAUCCUGGCCACGGUCUUGGGUUAAAAUAUAUGUAUAUUCUAUGGUUCAAUUCCAA